UGUUCCUUUCCAUCACGCUGGCAUUUGGGAACCUGAACUUUCCUCAGGCAAAGGCGAUCGACGUCUGCUGGGACUUUGCCAUAGGUCGGAGCGGUCAAGCGCUGGUAGCAAUCUUGGUCUACCCAACGAUGAGAAAGUCAUUGCUCACUUUGCUUGAGAAACGGCCACUACGGAUGCCCCUGGUCACCAGCCUAACCUUUGAGCACUUCUCCGUGUGGUCGUGGUGGGCACUUGCAAAGGAGAUGAUACACUCGUGGAGCUGGAGACUUUCGGCCUACCUUUAUAUUGCCAAACAGGUCCCAUUCUAUCGUUCCGAGAACAAUCUUAUGGAUUAUUCGAAAGUGCGGUUGGUACCGGCUGCGGUGGUUACCGACGCUGAUCGCCUGGGAUUGCCAUCGCAAGUCACUGUCUGGGGGUCUACGAGCGACCCAAAUUACCCGCUGUGGAAUUACACCGCCCUUGCAGGCGCGUGCAAUUCCACGUACAGAAGCUCCGAGAACGAAGGCAACGGCACACUGCGCUCCAAUGACACGGCGUAUGUUGAUUAUGUUGAUGUCUGGAGUGGCCGCUACGCACCGACAGAAGUAUCAGACCUGUUCACAAUAGAUUACUUCUUCAACCAGACGCCUCCGGAUUCUCGAUUAGCGUCCCCGUAUGCCUCGAGGUACGGCGCAUUGCGGUGGAGGCAUUGUACGACUAGCAAAAUCACCAUUGCGAAUUAUACGCACUCCCUCAAAGCCCCUCCGCUACACUCCGAGAAUCAAACACACCUGUACCUGGACGAGAACGAGCAAAUCCUCGACGAGCACUGGCUAGAGAAAGUAUCCACAUGCCAGACACUGGAGACCUACCAAUGGGGAUUUUCCUCCCUCCUGCUCUUCACAUUCUGCAUGGCAACCACCAUCUUCCUCACAGUCCUCCUUACCCUGAACCUCGACAUCUACCUCAACAGCCAGGUGAACCGCGUGCAUCAAGACUUCUCCCUCCACCGCGACAUCCUGGACUACGCCAGCGAGAUCCAAGCCGAGAUCGGCAAAGACAAAGCUGACAGCAUGCCGUCCAAGGUUCUGGAGUCCUACAUGGGCUCUCUCAGCGCGGAGGCUCGCGUAUCGGCGUAUAAGUAUCCACCAUCUCGAGCGCAGACCUUCCGUAAGCAGCACGGGCGGCGAUUUCGAAGGCUCAGGGCGGAGCUACGAGCUGGUCAUGCGUACAGCAUGGGGGAGAUGAAGCGGUCGCUUGGCUUGACUUAUGGACCUGUGCGCAAGGCGUCUGCGCCUGAUGGAUUCGACGAUGUUCGGCUAUAUGACGUGACUUGA
This is a messenger RNA of Zymoseptoria tritici IPO323, 1316 nucleotides long. RefSeq lists its product as uncharacterized. The record is from RefSeq and is a predicted model, not a curated record. Bases 129 to 1316 code for a protein of 395 amino acids. The transcript has 3 exons. Lineage: Eukaryota; Fungi; Ascomycota; Dothideomycetes; Mycosphaerellales; Mycosphaerellaceae.